This is a messenger RNA of Leptosia nina, 3003 nucleotides long. Lineage: Eukaryota; Metazoa; Arthropoda; Insecta; Lepidoptera; Pieridae. The record is from the annotation of a GenBank genome assembly.
AUGACAACAGGCGAUCGUAGCUUGCUUCGAAAAAAGAUGCACAGUAACGAGUCCGGUGCGGCCAGCGGGACAGCCCUGCUGCAGCAGCUGGGCCGGCUGAUAGUACGCUCACGCAGCGGCAGUCCCGCUGCCACUCUGCACAGGCGGCAUAAACUCACCCCAUCCACUAGCAAACAGAUAGUAACACAACCAAAACCAGAGACGGAUGAGCCUUCACCUGGAAUCGAAGCGCAACUCAACAACCACGUGCAGGCGCUAUGGAACGACCAGAUACCGAUCUGCAUUGAUGUCAUCUUAGCACCAGAAUGCCAAGAAUGCUACGCGUCUAUGUCUCGGGUGGAGGGGACGAGCUACGACAAGCAGCACGCGCAAAGCCGGGGCUUGCUGCUGGAACGCUGGACCAUCAGGGCUAUUGCCAACAGAAGCCAUGAGUUCCCGUCAGCCACAUCGUCCCACUGGUUGCUGAACGCUGUUCGGUCGCAACUUCACUUCUCGCAGCUCUGCGCCUGGAGAGCCACGCUCAAGACAGAAGAUAAACCAGCAGAACGAAGGAGAAAACUCAGCCGCGAGACCUGCAAUUUCAAAAAAAUCGAAGCAAACUGUGACGAGACGGACUUGGAAGAGCGCAAGCUUAACAUCGUUUACUCCAUCAAGAUCCCCGGAGAGACCUCGCCCGAGUUCUCUCGCACCCCCACCGACCACACCUUCCCCAUCGCGGACAUCGGAAACGACAUCUACCUCAAAGUCUCCCUCAAGAGCCUCCCCAGGCUGGACGAAAUCCCCGCCGUCAGGUGCUCCUGCAAGCGCAGGGCCAGCGCCAACGACGACGAGCUGGCCGGGAAGCUCGGCGAUCUCAGUCUAGGCCCCCGGAAGUACCCGGCCGACGCCGUCAAUUCCAACGGCGGAACGGGCAGGCGUCUCUCCAUCAUAUCGAAUCCCGGCUCCACGGAAUACCUGUACUCUCCCGGCGAUAAGAAACUCCUCGACGACCGAAUGCUGACGCCGUGCAGCGAGAGCGGCAAGCACAAGUGCAGCUGCGACGACGAGUCGGACGAGAAGAAGCGGGAGACGAAGAGGCCCGACGAGAGGAGGCUCAAGGAGAUAGCGAAAUAUAAACGCCGUUUGCGCAAAGAGAGCAAACUCAAAAAACUCUGUGAUAGCACGUCAUCCGAUGGCGAACUGAAGAAGGAGACGCACACGUCGAUCCCGAUACUACAGGCGUCCAGGUUCGACAGGUUCCGAGCGAUCGGUUGCUAUAGGAACCAGACGUAUCUGACGCUGCCCGCGAGCAGGAUCGAGGGCAGGUCGCCCUUCGCGGAGACGCCCAACGACCCGCCGCCCGAGUUCAAGCGGACCAACACGAUCGGGACGCAGACGGACGACGUGGCGUGCCAGUGCGGGAACGCCGUUCAGAUGAAGUGCCCCGGCUGCCUCGACAGGGGCAUGGUUCGGUCCGAGGGCAGUUACGACUUGGCCUUGAUGGAGAACGGGACGAGACGCAAGUACGAGGAUGACGAGCGUUCCCUUAAAAAGCUUAAAUGUGAUAUAAAUAGUGAUAUAAGUAGUGAUAAGUGUGACGACGUUAUUAAGCGGCCGAAACUGAGGCGCUUCUUUCCGAUAGUCGACCGAAUUGAGAGGGUCAUAAGCGACAGGUUCGCGCAGAACGACGACAUAGCCGAAUUGAACCUGCGCGACGACGACACCGUGUUCUCGGUCAAACCGGAGCCCAAGAGACAGAAGACGUACUCGAUCGGCGAAGACUACGUGUGCCUGGAGAAGUGCGACUACGGUUCGAUUGAUAAAUGUGAUAUGGAAUCUCCGCAAGACGAGGAUCCCUUUAAAUUCCCUGACGUGGCGAUUCCAGGAGCUUUCGAGCCGGUCGAUAGAGAUGCGAGAGGGGUGACGAAUGGAGACGUUUCAGGGGGAUCGGGACCGGACGGUCAGGUAGAUAGAGAUAGGAAGGGACAAGAGAACCAGGUGCCGUCUCCCACGGAGAUGGACAGGUUCCGCUGGCGGUUCGACUCUGCCGCGUCCAUGGUUUUCCACACGAAGACUGGUCUACCUCUGACUUCGAGUCCGGCGCCAUUACGAAGAGGAAACAACUGCUUUGACUUUGACGACUCGAUUAAUGGCGUUUCUGGAAUCAAAAGUGCACUGUUCCAUCCGAUAUCCCCUCCCUCUCCAGCGGCCGUCUCCCCUGUGUCGCCUCCGCGCCUGGCGUGUCCUCGAGCUCCCCGCGCAUCGCCAAGACCUGACGAAUCACCUGUCCACACCCACGAGCCCAGGAAGAAGACAACAAUUAGCAAGCUGAGGAUCGGCUCGAGUACGGGCCUCUUAGGAAGCUUUGAAGAGUCCGCGUUGAAAGGUCGACUAGAGCCAGUGGCCACUGUCCACGGCUUUACAGCGGAAUUGGGGGCGUCGGGUGCCUUCUGCCCCCCACAUCGACGUCUACCCGUCACUGUGUUCUUCUACGCGCCCGGUGGGACUAACGCGCCCUAUAUGGGUCACAUAAACCUCGGCCCAGGCGGGUACCGCGUGGCCCGCUCGGGCACCGUGCAGGUGUCGCUGUUCAACCCCCACGGCACCCUGGUGAAGAUGUUCGUGGUGCUGUACGACCUCACGGGCAUGCCGCCCCUGGCGCGCACCUUCCUCCGUCAGCGGACGCUGUACAUGCCGGCCGGGGCGGACCCGCCCAAGACGCACGAGAUGCACAAGUGGCUUCGGUAUCUGAUACAUUUAAGGUUCAUGACGUCGAAGUCCGGCAAGCUGUACCUCCACACCGACAUCCGGAUCCUCGUCUCCCGCAAGGCUGACGUCGACACGGCCACCGCACAUUCCGCCUUAUUCCGACCAAUCGCGCGCGCCGACGACCCAGCCCCGACCGACGAGGGCCCGCCGCGACCCGACAUGAGCCAGAUCGGUUACGACAACCGGGACGGCUUUUCUUACGAGCUUAGGAGCUUCACGUACGCUCCGGAGAACCCUCGCUACUCGCCGCGGUAG